Anolis sagrei ordinatus is the source of this 2626-nucleotide messenger RNA. RefSeq names its product coiled-coil domain containing 17 (gene CCDC17). The record is from RefSeq and is a predicted model, not a curated record. NCBI's taxonomy places the organism in Eukaryota, Metazoa, Chordata, Lepidosauria, Squamata, Anolidae.
UGCAAGGACAAAAAAACGGUUAGCCCUUCAGAAGUUUUGGACAACACAUUCCAGAAGCUCCAAGCAGCAUCACCAAUGUCAAGGGACUGUAAGAGCUAUGGAAGCGUCUGGGGAAUGAGACUUCCUACUCCUGGCAUACAGUCAUUACAGAAGAAGCAAAACCUCCCUUUCUUUCUUGCCAGUUCCUAGGUCUUACUUAUCCCAACCCACAACUGCAAACGCAAACAGAAGCCAUUGCUAUAGUGAUGAUCCCAGCCGCUCUUGGCUACUUGGCUGUAUUCUUUUGGCAAGUUGGCACCACACCCCAGUUACCAGCAUAGCAACUCAGAAACACGAUAUGCCCAUGUAGCUCUUUCCUUCGAAGAAGGGCAAGUGAUUAAUACCUUCCAGAUAAAUACCUUCUUACGAUGACAGAUUUGGUGGUCUUCCGCUGCCCCAGCUGCGAGAUGGGCUUCCAUUCCAGGAAACUGCUAGAAAAGCACAUGGAAAAAUUCUGCAUCGGUCGAGAUACAACUCUUAAUCCUGAGCCAGAAGCAUCAAAACCAACAAGGCACCACAUGAAAAACUUGGAAGAUGAGGAAAACAAGCAGCAAGGGUCUGACUUAAGAAGCUUAGACCACACAGGAAGUCUUUCCAACAGCCAGAUGUUGAAGAAACUGACUGAAGAGUUCCAGAAAAUGAGAAUGUCACUGGAAGACACUCUCCCUGCAUUCAGGACCCUCCAGACAGAGGAUAGCGACAUGCAGCAGAUCCACUACCAACAGGAAUAUUGGCAGCGCCAUCAGCAAAUAGCAGAAAUACAUGAGCGCCAAUUGGCUGAUAUCCAAUCCAGAAACCAACACUUGGAACAACAGAAGAAUGAGAUCCACAAACGCCUGGAAGAGUUGAAAUUAGGGAACUCAGCUACAUCUCAUAUAGAGCAGUUGCUAGUGGAGCUGAAUGCUCAGGAAGGAAAAAACCAGCUUGCUCUGGAUGCCCUGCGGGAACAAGUGGGACUGCUGCAGGUAACAGCAGAGAGCAGGAGCAAACCAGAACCCACCGCCAUGAUAAAAUCAGACAAUGUUACAGACAAGGCAAAGGAGAAAGUCUUCUUCAAGUCUAUGCCAUUUCUACCAGCUGUUGGCCCUCUCUCUUCAGAGAUACAGUCUGUAUACCUGGCUUAUGUGCAGAGUGGAGGCAGUGAUGUCAACGUCCUUCGUCAGAUGUAUGAGUUGCAGGUAGAGGCUAUAGCACUGGAGAAAGCUGAAGCAAGGCCUGAACACAAGAGCAGAAAGAAGAAAUAUGAAAGCAGCCCCAGUGCCUAUUCAAGGGGUCUGGAUGCUGAACUCCUGUCUGUUGAGCUGGAAAACCAGAAGUUGGAAGACGAAAUACUAAAAUUAAAGAUCCUUAAGGACAAAAGGAGAAUACAAGAUGAGUCUUUGGACACAGAACUGGCUAAGCUGGAGCAGAGGCACAUGGCAGAGAUGGCUCAGCUUCAUGCUGAGAUUGACAGAUUGAGACAGGACCCUGAGAGGAUGAAACCCCGAGGCCCCAGGAGGGGGUUGCCACCCCUAUUGCCACCUCCUAUAGCUCCUCCUCUGCCAUCACCUCCUGCUCAUCUUCACAGCCUCCCAGACCCUGCCUUUCUAUCUAGCGGUGUGGACCCCAUGAGAUCAUCUGCCAGAGCCACAAGCCAUUAUUUCCUGGAUCCCUCUGAUGCCCUGGGACCAGCUCCAUAUGAUCCAGCGUCUGGUUUUGUGAUAUUUUAUGAUUUUCUCUUGGGUCUGGAUCCCACAUGUUACCAAGUUUGUCUGGUCUCUGCUCUGUAUCGUAACGGACAAGAGCUGGGCAAGCCCACUCCACUGCCCAUUGUCUCCUCAGAUAUGGGACAGUCCUCACAGUAUGUGAUGGACAGACAAAGAGGGUGUUGUGCCAUCUUAGCAACCCGACAGCCAGUCCCUAGAAUUCUCCCUUCAACUUCUAUUGCCCUUGUAACUGAACUUCAAGCCUCCGGAGGCUUUGAUGCUUAUGGACUAGAAAUAGAGAGCUUGGCUCCCAGAGGGUGGGCCAAAAUCCAGAUUUUUGACCAACUGCAUCAAGUGUUGAGUGGCCGAUGGAAGGUACCUAUCCGGGUGCUUCCUGUGAAGCCAGGCCUUAAUGUGGAGCAAAUGAAUGGUGUGCCUCAGGCUGGCAAGGCUGAGCUUUACUUGCGACUAGUGAAUGCAAGAGAUGCUGAUAUCCAGUCAAUGGCUGAGGUCCAUCCUGGCAAUGCCUCCCUGUACAAAUACCCUCCCACAGCGUUCAGUGGCACAGCAUCUUCUGCUGAUGCCCUUCCAGCCCAGCGCUCCUUUCACCCUGCCCUCACCAGCCUGUCCUUUUCUGUCCCUCCUUACACUGGCUUUGUUGACCCUCCUCCAAAUCAGGAACAGUCUGUCCAACACCAAUCUAAUAAAAGGUGAGGAAAAAGGAAGACAGCCACCUUUCUCCCCACUCCCCCAUUCCCCCUCAAAGUCCAAACUGUCCUCCUAAGAAUAAACAAAUCAGUGUGUGAUCAUUAGUGUUUGCAUAUAUCUGUGUACUUUAUGUUAAAAUGGCUUAAAAUAAAACAUGUGCCUCUAUUCCAACAAUAUUUGUGAUAAUUUUCUGC